Cicer arietinum (chickpea) is the source of this 3462-nucleotide messenger RNA. RefSeq names its product auxin response factor 8 (gene ARF7). NCBI's taxonomy places the organism in Eukaryota, Viridiplantae, Streptophyta, Magnoliopsida, Fabales, Fabaceae. The record is from RefSeq and is a predicted model, not a curated record. Gene Ontology annotation, molecular function: DNA binding. Gene Ontology annotation, biological process: regulation of DNA-templated transcription; response to hormone. Gene Ontology annotation, cellular component: nucleus.
CUCUUUCUUUACUGUGCAUUUCAAACCCAAAAAUCCCUCACUUGUGUCUCAAUCAGAAAGUGAUUGGCCACAAAAGAAAAACACUUUACUUCAUCACUUGUUCAUUUUUUUUUGCUGCUUCAGUCAUUCACAUUCAUAAUAUAUUCUUCACAAAAUUCAUUCUCUUCUGUUACUUUCAUGGCGAUCUCGAACAAAGUGUCACCUUUUUUGUUGUUAUUGAUGAUGUUGAAGCUUGGUUUCAUUUGGGUUCCACUUUUUGGUCAUAAGGGUCAUCAAUUUGCUUGAUACUAUUUAGCAUAAACAAUUGACCCUGCUUCUUCUUUUUCUUCAUCUUAUUGUUCUUCUACAAACCCUUUAAGUUUCAAAGCAGGGUCCUCACUUUUUUUCUUCUUCUUUUUAGUUUGGUGGGGUUCUUUAGUUUCUUCAUCAUUUUGCACUUAUUAAUGGAUCCCAUCUUGUUAGUUCUUUUGGGUAAUGUUUGAUUUUACUAGAAAUUAGUGUUUUUUUGUGUGUGUGGGGAUGGAGUACAUUGGAAAGUGGGACGGUGGUAUGAGUGAAUGUAAUAAUAGUUUUGAGGAAAUUGAGGAUGGGGGCUCCAAGCUAGGGUUCCAUGUGUUUGUGUAAUUGCUAAAUUUUGUGUCUUUAAAAAGAGGAGAAAAAAAAAGGUAAUAAAGCUUCUUAUGAAGCUUUCAACAUCAGGAAUGAGUCAGCAAGGACAUGAAGGAGGGGAGAAGAAGUGUUUGAAUUCUGAGCUAUGGCAUGCAUGUGCGGGUCCAUUGGUGUCCCUACCAACUGCAGGGACUCGUGUAGUUUACUUCCCUCAAGGUCAUAGUGAGCAGGUUGCUGCCACAACCAACAGAGAAAUUGAUGGUCAAAUACCGAAUUACCCGAGCUUGCCGCCUCAGUUGAUAUGCCAACUUCAUAAUGUUACAAUGCAUGCAGAUGUUGAAACUGAUGAAGUGUAUGCUCAAAUGACACUACAGCCGUUGACUCCGCAAGAGCAGAAAGAUACGUUUCUACCUAUGGAAUUGGGGAUUCCAAGUAAGCAGCCAUCAAAUUAUUUUUGCAAGACAUUGACGGCGAGUGAUACCAGCACACAUGGAGGGUUCUCUGUUCCUCGUCGUGCAGCUGAGAAAGUUUUUCCUCCAUUGGAUUUCUCACAGCAGCCUCCUGCACAAGAACUAAUUGCUAGGGAUCUCCAUGACACUGAGUGGAAGUUUCGACAUAUUUUUCGGGGACAGCCAAAACGGCACCUUCUUACCACUGGGUGGAGUGUAUUUGUUAGUGCCAAAAGACUUGUAGCUGGAGAUUCUGUGCUUUUCAUUUGGAAUGAAAAAAAUCAGCUUCUUUUGGGAAUACGCCGUGCCAGUCGGCCACAAACUGUUAUGCCAUCAUCAGUUCUUUCCAGUGAUAGUAUGCACAUUGGACUUCUUGCGGCUGCAGCUCAUGCUGCAGCAACUAAUAGCUGUUUCACCGUGUUCUAUAAUCCAAGGGCUAGUCCAUCCGAGUUCGUCAUACCACUUUCAAAAUAUAUCAAAGCUGUGUACCAUACACGUGUUUCUGUUGGUAUGCGUUUCAGGAUGCUUUUUGAGACUGAAGAAUCAAGUGUGCGCAGGUACAUGGGUACAAUAACUAGCAUAAGUGAUAUGGAUCCUGCUCGGUGGCCGAAUUCUCAUUGGCGGUCUGUUAAGGUCGGUUGGGAUGAAUCGACAGCUGGAGAGAGACAGCCACGGGUAUCUUUAUGGGAGAUUGAGCCUUUAACUACAUUUCCAAUGUAUCCAUCACUAUUUCCCCUUCGAUUGAAACGACCGUGGCAUCCUGGCACUUCUUCUUUUCUUGAUGGCAGAGACGAAGGGCUAAUGUGGCUGAGAGGUGGUCCUGGAGACCAUGGUCUUAAUUCUCUGAAUUUUCAAGGUGCGGGAUUGUUGCCCUGGAUGCAGCAGAGACUGGGUCCAACUUUGCUCGGAAAUGAUCAAAAUCAGCAAUAUCAAGCCAUGUUGGCCGCUGCUGGUUUGCAGAACCAAGGGAAUGUCGAUCUAUUGAGGCAACAAAUGAUGAAUUUUCAACAGCCUUUCAAUUAUCUUCAACAAUCGGGAAACCUCAGUCCUUUGCAGCUUCAGCAGCAGCAAGCAAUUCAACAAUCCUUAUCGACUAAUAUCCUGCAACCACAAGGCCAAGUGUUGGCACACAACAAUCGUGAAAACCAAACGCAGCAAGCGCAACAGCAACAACACAGUUAUCAAGAUUCGGUUUUGAUUCAAGGUGAUCCACUCCAUCAGAGGCAACACUCUAGUUUGCCGUCACCAUCAUAUUCAAAACCAGAUUACUUAGACACAGGCAUGAAGUUUUCUGCUUCAGUUUCGCCGAGUCAAAACAUGCUCGGUUCACUUUGUUCAGAAGGGAGUGGCAAUCUGUUGAAUUUAUCCAGAAGUGGUCAUUCUAUGCUGAAUGAACAGUUACCUCAACAAUCAUGGGCCUCAAAGUAUUCACCUUCGCAGGUCAAUGCCAUUGGCAACUCUUCAAUGUCGCACAUGCAGUAUUCCGGAAGAGAUACGGCAAUGGUACCACCGCAUUGCAACUCAGAUUCCCAAAAUUCCAUUCUGUUUGGGGUCAAUAUCGAUUCAUCUGGUCUUCUGCUCCCUACGACUGUCCCUCGUUAUACUACUGCAUCUGCUGACACCGAUGCAUCCACAAUGCCUUUAGGGGAGUCUGGUUUCCAGGGUUCUCCAUAUCCUUGCAUGCAAGAUUCAUCGGAGUUGUUGCAAAGUGCAGGGCAGAUUGAUAACCAAAACCAGACGCCGACAUUUGUAAAGGUAUACAAAGUAGGUUCCGUAGGGCGCUCACUUGACAUCUCGCGAUUCAACAGCUAUCAUGAGCUGUGGGAGGAGUUGGCUCAGAUGUUUGGAAUUGAGGGGAAAUUUGAAGAUCCUCUUAGAUCAGGCUGGCAGCUUGUAUUUGUCGACAGGGAGAACGAUGUUCUUCUCCUUGGAGACGAUCCGUGGGAAUCAUUUGUCAAUAAUGUUUGGUAUAUCAAAAUACUUUCUCCUGAAGAUAUUCAGAAAAUGGGAGAACAAGCCAUUGAAUCCCUUGGUCCAAGUUCUGGACAAAGGCUGAAUAACACUGGUGCAGAAUCUCAUGACAUUGUUUCUGGGCUACCAUCAUUAGGCUCACUUGAAUACUGAGAUAAGAUCAUAAAGUAUUCCUUCCGAUUCCACGGUCACGACGGCAACUACUACUAUUACUACUUGUUUGUUACUUAUGUUUGAACACUACCUAUCAACCUUGCAUAUUUGAAUAUAUUCUGUAUUGUCUAUUCCACUUUCAUUAUUAUUAUUUGUUCUAGGAUUGUUGAAAUUAUCAAAAAAGAAUGAUGAGAAACUUAGGACAAACUUUUAUGCCAAUUUGUAAACUUGUGUACCUCAAGCAGAAAUUUAGUGUUACUGCUAUUGUAGCAUUUGCUUA